This is a messenger RNA of Zychaea mexicana, 984 nucleotides long. RefSeq lists its product as uncharacterized. The record is from RefSeq and is a predicted model, not a curated record. Bases 1 to 984 code for a protein of 327 amino acids. The transcript has a single exon. Lineage: Eukaryota; Fungi; Mucoromycota; Mucoromycetes; Mucorales; Lichtheimiaceae.
AUGACCAAUCGUCAAUCCCAUGACGACAAGGAGCGAUCGCUACUGCUCUUCCCCAUUGCCUUUCUCCAUUCCCACUUGUAUUGGUUCUGUUCGGUUAUUUGGACCGUAUGUACCAACUUUUCCACCGAACCCAUCGACCAGCAACAACCACUAGAACAGCAAAAAAAACAAAUUGAACAUCGUAGCAGUAAUAGAAAACUUACCUCUCAACCUACAACGACGGCAGCAGGCUUGAAAGCUGCUAAGCGUCCAAGAGGAUUCUCGGCACCACCACCCCACAACCACCCGUCAUCUGUCAGCACCAGAGGACGCUGUACAACCAUCAGCGCAGGCGCACCCAUUGAAGCAUCAGCGUCAACAUCUACAACGUCAACAACAGCAGCAACAGCGUCAGCAAGACGACGACGUUUCUAUCUCGGUCUACGGUCGCAUCAUCAUCAUCAUCAUCAUCAUCAUGCAUCAGAAACAGAAGAAGAGCAGAUCAUCAUCCGCCCCAGUUUAUCGGACGAACGUACAGGGGCUACGUGUCCUCCCCAAUGGUGGCAAAAGACGCGGUUCUACAUUGACGCUCUCAAACACUCUUCUUCAUCCAGUUCGUCUGUCUGCUCAUUGUCAGACGCUGCUACAGACGCGGAUCCGAGAAUGAGCAUAGAGUCUGUUGAGUCUGCUCCUGCCGGCCCUGCAAUUGCUGCUGGCGCCGUCGGUAGUAAAGGUGGUGUCCCUAUUACCAAUAACGCCGCUAUUGCACCUGCUGCUGCAGCUAGUACAGGUGCCCUGGUUGCUGGCAGUAGUACAGCCACCAGCGAACACCAUCAUCAACAAGAGCAACAGCAACAUCGUCGUAAGCGCUUCUUUCUCAAAUCAUUCCACAAACUAGCAGAUUCUUCAGAGUCCACGGCACAACUGGAGAAAGCACAAGCAGUUAGUGGCAAGCGCACGAAUUCGGUGCGACUUUUGUUCAGAAAGAAGAACAGCACGCUUUGA